Nycticebus coucang (slow loris) is the source of this 972-nucleotide messenger RNA. RefSeq names its product S-phase kinase associated protein 1 (gene SKP1). The record is from RefSeq and is a predicted model, not a curated record. Lineage: Eukaryota; Metazoa; Chordata; Mammalia; Primates; Lorisidae. Gene Ontology annotation, cellular component: nucleus; cytoplasm. Gene Ontology annotation, biological process: SCF-dependent proteasomal ubiquitin-dependent protein catabolic process. The coding region runs from base 153 to 644 and encodes 163 amino acids. Gene Ontology annotation, molecular function: cullin family protein binding. The transcript is spliced from 7 exons.
CGGGCCCGGGGUCCUCGACGCCUGCGCUCGCUUCUAUAAAGGCCGACGCCGCGCCGCGCCGCCGUAGUGGCCUUGUCCUCUGCCUCUCGUCUUACUGUGUAGGCGCUCCUCAGCUCUCGUCAGCCUCGGGCUGUCCUUUGAAACCGAACGCCAUGCCUUCCAUUAAGUUGCAGAGUUCUGAUGGAGAGAUAUUUGAAGUUGAUGUGGAAAUUGCCAAACAGUCUGUGACUAUCAAGACGAUGUUGGAAGAUUUGGGAAUGGAUGAUGAAGGAGAUGAUGACCCAGUUCCUCUACCAAAUGUUAAUGCAGCAAUAUUAAAAAAGGUCAUUCAGUGGUGCACCCACCACAAGGAUGACCCUCCUCCUCCUGAGGAUGAUGAGAACAAAGAAAAGCGAACAGACGAUAUCCCUGUUUGGGACCAAGAAUUCCUGAAAGUUGACCAAGGAACACUUUUUGAACUUAUUCUGGCCGCAAACUACUUAGACAUCAAAGGUUUGCUUGAUGUUACGUGCAAGACUGUUGCCAAUAUGAUCAAGGGGAAAACUCCUGAAGAGAUUCGUAAGACCUUCAAUAUCAAAAAUGACUUUACUGAAGAGGAGGAAGCCCAGGUACGCAAAGAGAACCAGUGGUGUGAAGAGAAGUGAAAUGUGCCUGACACUGUAACACUUUUUUGGCCGGGGCUGCGUUUGAACCCACCACAUCCAGUAUAUGGGGCCAGUGCCCUACUCCUUAGAGCCACAGGCGCCGCCCCAUUGAUUUUUUUAUUUUUUUCUUCCCCUUGUGCUCUUUUUUUCUUCUUCCUUUCACAGUUACAUCAUCUGUAUUCAUUUGUAACCUUACUGUAUUCUCUUAUACUCUGAGUUCUUCAGGCUCUGAUUAUCACGACAGUAAUUUGGCUUUACCUCACCUCUCAUUUGUCCCAAAUUUAAUAAAAUCACACAUGUCAUUUCACAUAAUUCCCAUUUGUUGUUG